Molecule: messenger RNA, 6205 nt
Organism: Episyrphus balteatus (marmalade hoverfly)
Lineage: Eukaryota; Metazoa; Arthropoda; Insecta; Diptera; Syrphidae
Product: kinesin-related protein 4-like
Exons: 4
Coding region: 374-6205 (1943 amino acids)
Molecular function (GO): protein binding
Source: RefSeq, a predicted model, not a curated record
GACCUGUCCCAAAGCGCUGCCACUAACAUGCGAUGGCCACUGUGUCAAUUGUGUCUGUGGCCACUUUGGAAUGACCUUCAUUGUCGUUCCGGUAAUUGCUCUUCCAAUUACCUUUUCCUUUCUCAUGUGAACGUAUAGGUAUAACUUUGCAAGGGUUGAACUGUUGUAAAUAGGUCGUAAGCAGCCACCGGCAAUAUGUCUUUGUUUUGGUCAUGGUUACCCCUGGUAACAGUUUCGUUAGUCCUUAUGCAAGUUUGGUAUUUUCGCCAAAUCAUAUCCAGUAUUGAUCUAACUUUUCGUGAAAACGGUACUCGUAUAGUUUGAAUAAAAUUCGUGAAAAAAUAUAAAAAAUUUAAUAAAAGUUAAGAAAAAAAUGCCUCUAUUAACUCCCCAUGUCCCCAAAGGACUCAUAGAACUUAUGAAAGACCUUGCCAAAGAGGUCCUUCGAGAUAAGCCGGAAAACAUCUAUGAAUUUGCUAUAGUUCACUUCGAGAAACUAAUUCUCGAACGUGAUGGCCGAUUGGAUAAAGGUUAUGAAGAAUUUACAGCGUUCGAGAAUUUCUUUGAUGGACAACAACGUUUUGCUGUACCGUCAAAUUGCGGUUACAUAUGCCAGAAGCCAAUCAAAAUCCAAGCCAUUCCUCAGCCGAGAAAAUCAAAGGCCGAUAUAAUGGCAAGCUUCCAGGCAAUGGAAUCGAUUAAUGAGGAGGAUGUCCUGGCACCAGCGCCAGAAGCCGAGAACCCUUAUGCCGAUGAGAAGUACCAAAAUGCGAUCUAUGUCAUUCAACGGUACUUCCGAAGGUAUGUGGCUAGAAAGAAAGAAAAUGAGGGUAACCCUAACCAGACUCAGGUCGAGGAGUCCCAGACCCUUUCAGCAUUCACUGCGGCCAUAAUUAUCCAAAGGACAAUGCGAAGACUUUUUUCAAAUAAAAUAAAACUUAAGAAGGAUAAGGACUUGGGCACUGCUUUAGCAGCGGCGACUACAGCCGCCGCAGUCGCCGCUGCUGCCACCGUCAAACUUGUCCAGGACGAUGUGGAUAAUGUAUCGGAGGCGGCAUCUUACACAUCAUCGUCUACAAUACAAAUGCUGGCCGACGGCCAAGAAGGAAGGGAAAAUCGAUUGGCAUCGGCACAAAGUCGACGACAACGUGAGGAGGUUUCAGAUGGCGAUGGCGAUGAAGAUGGUGAGAAUGGUGUUGGUGUCGAUGUUGUUGGCGCCGUUGCUGACUUUAGUUCGAUUGAGUUCAAAGAACCAACGCAGGACGUUGAAGAACUAGAACCACCAUCGUCGUCAUCAGUAGAACCAGCUGAAGCAGCAGCAACGUUGGCGGUGGUAGCUGCUGACGAUGAAGAUGAUGAGAAGGAACAUUCGCACUCGUCCGUGGCAAUGGCAACGGAAGCAGAUAGAAAAUCAAUAGCUGAUGAGAAUGGAAACACAACAGUCAUUCCUGAAGAAACAACAAAUCCUGCAUCAGCAUCAACUACUGAUGAUACUAGUACUGCACAUAAUAUUGGCAUAUUAUCAACCAAAAUUGGCAGCAAUUACAACCACCAAAAUUUAACCAACACAAAAACUCACAAUGAGAUUGAUACAAAUACAAGUAGAACGAGUCAACCACCGCCCACCACAACCCAAAUUUACAAUACAAAACAGCAACUAUUGCACCAAAUAAUUCCAGCUGGCUUAAGUGUGCCCUUGAAUUCACCACAAUUUUCAUCGUCAAUGACGACGUCGUCGUCGUCGUCAUUGCUUGGAGCAACUCCAACCAAAUCACCUCAUUUGGAAGAAACUCAAGAAACUUUAACGGUCCAUCGCUUUCACGAUUAUGGAAAUGGCAAUGCAAAUGAAAAUGAAAAUCCCAAUGGCAAGACCAAUGAUGCAUCAUUGCCACCGCCUUAUUUUCAGGGUGAUGGCCGAAUUAGAAAAUUCGAUUCUGACACUGGUGGAGAGUCCUUGAAAAUCUACGAUGUAUUCUAUCAUCAGGACACCUCCAUCAAUGACCAGGAAUUUUCAGAUAGCUUAAAUGAAAGCACAAUGGAAAAGGACUCACUUGAACCUGAAGAAUUGGAUGCUGAUUCAUUGGAGUCAAAUGAGAAUGUGAUGCAUCAUCAUAUGAGUGAAAUUGUUAAAAGGGAUGCUAAACAGGAUGAUGGUAGUUUGUAUGGAGAUAAGAAUGAUGAUGAGGAAAAGGAGCAGGAGGAAGAUGAUAAUGAUAAUGACAAUGCACAAAGUAUGCAGAAGUUUAUUGAAAUUGAGAGAGUUCCAACUUAUUUGUAUGGAAUUCAUCCAGCACGCACACCUGUAGUUGAGAGGAGAAAUAAAAGUAGGAAUUGUGAAGAGGCUCAAAGUAAAGUACCUGAUGAUGAAAAGAAGUAUUUAGAAGUGACAGUGGAUAGUAAAACUCCAGAUGAGAAAUCAGAAGAGAAUUCAUUGGAAUCGAAAGGUAGCACUUCGGAGGAGUCAAGUGUGACACAAAUUGAAAAUAAUUUACAACACCAGCAGAGUGAGAUAGAAAAUAAAGGAAGCAAAUUGAAUGAAGUGUCUGAUAAUGAUGGAAAAGUACCAACAAAAAGUCCUGAAAGUCAAGAGAAGCUGUUGAAUAUUGAGCAGAAGGCAAGUUCUUUAAUACCAGAAGAAGCUUUGCUACGUGAAAACGAAAUAAAUUUAGAAAAGUCAAACGAAAUGGUGAAUCACAAGGUAGAAGAGAGUGGUCAAAAUGCACUGGAAAUGUCAAGCAGUCAAGCAUUCGAUGGGACAGUAACUUCCUGUGAAGAUGUAAAUCAGCAAAAUGAGACAAAUUUGUCAUUAAAUAAUGGACCAUCAAGUUCCAAUUCACAUAUAAAAAGUAACAGUGAAACUACUAGGCUCGAAAAUGAAACAAUUUUGGAAGUAGGAACAAAAAGCUUUGAAGCAGAGUCAGCAAAUGCCAAACAAGAGGCAAAUGAAUCAGAAAAAACUUUGAACAGCUGUGACAAUAUGAAAGAAAACGAUCUAGUACCUUCAGUUAAAUCAAAUUCUGAAAAACUUAUCGAUUCUGAAAGAGAAACCUUGCCUAAGAACACUGAAGAAUCAAAUUUUCAUCAAGAAAAUCAUUUAAAGCUGGUUUCUUUGGAUUCCAAUCAGUCUGAAUGUGAUGUUGAAGAUUCUAAAGAUGAAGUUGAGAAAUUUAUAUGUAAUGAGAGUAUUUCACCGAACUCUAAAUCGAGUGAAGAUCAACCGAAGAUACAAACUCAUAUUGAAAAAAUUUCUACCCAAUUAACUGAUGAUGAAAGUGCAAGAAUGAAGCCUGCUAGUCAAUCUGAAGCUUUGAAAAAUGAGGAAGAUUGUAUUGAAGAUCAAACGAAGAUCCACACUCACACUGAAAAUAAUCCUAUACAUUUGUCUAAUGAUGAUAGUGAAAUGAUGAAGACUUCGAAAAAUGAGGAAGAUAUUGUUGAAGACCAUUUGAAGAUCCAUACUCAGAAUGAGAAGAACAUUACAAAUUUACCUGAUGAUGGCAGUGAAAUUAUUAAAUCUGCGGGUCAAUCUGCACCUUUGAAAAAUGGUGAAGAUAUGCUUGAAGAUCAACCGAAGAUUCAAAAUGAUAUAGCAAACAAAUCUAUACAUUUGUCUGAUGAAAACAGUGAAAGCAUGAAGACCGCUGAUGUUUUGAAAAGUGAUGAAGCUAUUAUUGAAGAUCAGUUGAAGAUACAGACUCAUAUUGAAAACAAUGCUUCACAUUUAUCUGAUAAAGACAGCGAAACAAUAAAUAUUGCUGGUCAAUCUGAAGCUUUGAAAAAUGAUGAAGAUAUUGUAUUACAAGAACAACAUAAAGAAAAUAUCGAAAAAUAUGUAGAAUCUUCUUCAAAAGAUAUAAAAACCGAGUCUAUUCAAAAUUCAGUAUUGGAAACAAGUUUAAACUCAAAAACAAUUGAAGAUCAAAAUAAGAAUCUGCUAGAUCAUGAUCAAGAAAUUGAAUCACAAUUGCAAGAACUUCAAAACCUUAAUGACGAUCUUCAUCCUGUUGAAAAUGCUCAUCAUGUAAUGUCUGCAGAUACCAAAAAUGACAAUAUUUCCCAACAUAAUGGUAAAAAUAAUAUGGAGGAUUCCUUUAACCAAUCAAAUGAGUUGAAGAUCACAAAUGAAACCAAAAAUAAUGAAGAUUCUACAAUUAAAAUUUCUAAGAACCCACCUACAGAAAUAUUGAACAGUUCUAAUAUUGCGGAAGAUGAAUUAUCUAAACUCAAUGCUUCUGCCAAUUCUAAGAUUUCUGAUUCAAAUCAAAUAGAGAAAAGUGAAGAUUAUUCAACUGAGAAAUGUCAAAAUACGCAUAAAGAAGAAGAAUGUAAUGUAAUCGAAGUUGAUAAAACAGAAUUAAAUGAUUUAUCGGAGGCAUCUAAAGAAACAAUUGAAGAAGAAGAUAAUCAAAUAUCAAAAGAAAAAGUUAUGCCAGAAGAAGAUAAAAAGCAUAAAGAGAAAUCAUUGAAAUCAGAUAGCCAAAGUGAAGAAGAUGUUGAUAAAAUUUUCAAAGAUAAUUCAAAAGAAGGAGAACUAGAAAUGAAGUUGGGUACUACUAAUAAUUUGGUAUCUUUGAAGGAAACCAAUGAAGGUGCCGAUGCUAAAGUAAGUCAAAAAGCUCCAAGUAUGCAUUCAAAUAUGGAAGAAACUGAAGAACUCAAAGAAGAUCAGACCACAUUAAGAAAGAAUUCAAAUGAAGAUACAAAUUUUAUCAAAGGCUUAAAUUAUAAAGAAAAAAUUUCUGACGCAAAUCUUGUAGAAAUAUCAAAAACAAUCACUGAAGAUCAUCAAAGUGACAUAAAAACAAAAGAAGAUCAUCAUCUUUCAGUAGAAAAUACUGGAAAUCAAAAGAAAAAUACUUUGAAAGGAGAAGAUCCUGACAAAGAAAGUCAUGAAAACGAAAAAGAAAAUACCAAGUUAUUUGAUAGUGAAGAUCUUCACGCUACACAGGAUCAAGAUAAAGCAUUGAAACUGACUGGCAAAGAUCAGACUUCAAAUGAAUGUACUUCUUUAGAUUUUAAUAUAGAAGAAAAUCGUAUAAAGACCUUAAAGGAAAAUGAAGCAGCAGAAAGAAGUAUUUUAGAAAAAGCAAAAUCGAAUGAAGGCAUUGCUUCAGAUAUUACAUCAGAAAAUAUUGAAGACUCGUUAAAUAAGAAGAUUUUGACUGGUAUUUUAAAUGAAACUAAUAUGCCCAUAAGCUCAGAAACUAAUGAAGAAACAAAUAAACAAAAUGAAGAUGUUCAAGAGAAAACUCUUGCUGAUAAAGAAGUUUCCUCAGAAAUGAAAGAAACAGAAGCAGAAAAUGACAAAGAAAUUGAAGAACCUAAACCAAGUUCUAAUAACUCUCCAAAUAAUACCGACCCAGAGAAAGAAAAUACUUUUCAAGGCACUUCUCCUUCAAAUGACAAUAUCUUCAACGAACCACAUUCACUGAAGAAACCUGAUAAUAUUGAUUCAAUUCCAUCAGCAUCACCGGAAAAUAUUGGUUGUGAUGGAAGUAGUGCUGAAACUUCAGCAGACUUUUCAAGUAUUGGAAAAGAUUUGGAAUUCUUUGAAGACACAAUUAAAUAUUUGAAGAAUGCUACAGAACAUUUAGGUGGAAUGGAAGAUGUCUUUGAUUCAAAAAAGGUUGAUUCUAGCAAUGUUUCGAAAGAUACAGAUAUAUUAAAUAAUUCAGCAGUAUUGAUUCAAAGUGCUUUUAGAGGCUAUCAGAUUCGAAGGGAAUUAAAAGAAUUGGAAAAGAUAAAUGAAUUUGAAAACGGUUCCCGAAAGAAACGUUCAUUAGAUCAAGAAGAAAGUAGUUCAGAUUCAAAUGAAGAGAAAAACGUUAAAGCAGCAAUAAAGAUUCAAAGUGCUUAUAGAGGUCACCGAGUCAGAAAAAAUCUUAAGGAAAAACCAAAUAAAGAAACAACAGAAAGUAUAGAAGAUCUUCAAUCACCAUCAAGACAUAUACUAGCAAGCAAUUCACUAAAAAGUCAGAUUCCGGUGGCAGUUAUUCAUCCUACAAAAUAUUCUAAUUCUUCAGAAGAAGAUAAAACAGAAAAAGUUGCAGGAAUAAGGAACACGACAACUUCAAGAAACUCCUUCAAUUCUAAUCAGAAGAAUUCUAAAACUUCACCACACAAAACAACUUCUUUGAAAAGACAAAAGCCAAUCCCUCAACAUCGCAGAAAAGUUCAAAAGAAGUCAAUGAACAAACAUUUGUAA